AUGAGCGCUUCCCCUCAGUGGGACAGCAGAAACCAGGGAUACGUAUCUCCCGCUCGGCUCAGAAAGCUCAAGGAGACCGCGCGGCCUCGACCCGAAUUCAAUUCGGUGAUGGACAAUCAGUCACAACGACGCCCUCCACUCAACAGUGCUCCAGUAACAAGCGGACAUACCCGAUCCUCGUCCUUCUUUUCUUUCAAUCGUAAAGGUCCCCAGGAUCCUCCUGCUCCUCAACGAAGCCAGUCGUAUCUAUUGAAGCCCCGCAGCGACUCGAGGAUGUCGCACCAACAACCCGCGCAAUCCACGCGUUCGUCGUUGGAUCAUUCUGGGAAUCCCGGUCCACCACCCCCGCUCCACCCAGAAAUUCGAUCCGUCGUCCAGCUCACAAACGCGCAUGCCAAGAAAAUAUACUUCUCAGGGCCACUGGUUCGACACGUCGAGCGCCAACCGGAUGGGCAGAAACCCUCAAAAGAUGACGGAUGGACCGAAGUCUGGGCGCAACUGGGUGGGACGACGCUUAGCAUAUGGGAUAUGAAAGAGAUUCAAGAGGCGAGUGCUCAAGGCCGAGAGGUUCCCCCGACGUACGUCAAUACAACGGACGCAUUCGUUCACGUCCUCGGGUCCGUGACUGUGCCGGAGACGGCGGCCUCACCAGCCAAGCGAUACCCCGAUGUGCUCACACUCAAUACGGCCGGCUCAAAUCUACUGCUCUUCUCCUGUCCCAACACGGAUUCAUUGCUCUCAUGGGCUGCAGCGCUGCGCCUGUGCUCAUGGGAGAAGUCUCGUCUCGAGGAGAUCUAUACCGCUCAUCUGCUACGAAUAACCCUCAACGGACGGGAUUAUCCAACUACAUUACAACAUGGUCGAAUGGAAGGCUGGGCACGCAUCCGUAUCGCAGGGCAAACAGAUUGGAAGAAAGUGUGGAUGACGGUCAGCGCCGCUGCGGAUUCAGUUCGGGACGCUUCUGGAAGUGCUGGCCGUCCCAAGAAGCGCAUGUCCAACUUAUUCUCCUCAAAAGACCACGGUUCUUCAGACGCACCUCUGCCAGUUCAAGCUACCAUCGCCAUGUACCCUGGUCCGAAGCCUAAGGAACGGCGAAAAGCGCUCUUGACUUUCAGCAAAGUUACCCAAGGCUUCGCCGUAUAUCCAGAGCGCCCGGACCUCAUCAGUCGCAGUACACUGAUCAAAUUAGAAGGCGUGAUCGGCGAGGAGGAGACAGCGAAUGAUAUGGCCAAGAGGGAGGGCUGGUUGUUGUUCAUGCCAGAACUAGAAAACGGGUUGGGUCAGGCCGAGGAGAUGAUCAAAUGGAUCGUCGCUAUCCAUGAUGCUUUCGGACUUUAUGGCAGGCCACAAGCUUGGACAUGGGACCCUCGAGAUCCCGCCUCACUCAUGUUUGGCUAUCCAGUCGGUCCCAACCGAGAGCUUCUUUUCCUCGAUCGCGAGCAAGCAGAAACUUUGGAUGUCCGGGAUGACCGCACCUCAUCGAUCAGGAACAGGCUUUUGAACAUCCUACUCGAGCGGAUGCCACAAAGAGACCCGAAUCCCAAUGCUGCGGCAGCACCGCCUCGUCUAUCUGCUCAAGCUCCCUCGUUGCCAGCUGUUGGAGGUGUCGGGUCUCCUGCUCCAGGAAACGGACCAAUAAGCAGUCCACCACUACCGGGUACAGGUCCUCAACUUCCGCCGCUCGCGUUUGGAUCCGACAGCCCAGCUGGAACGCCGCCGAUCCCGCAGAGUCGAAAUGGACUCUCCCCCAUUACGGAACGCAACACCUCGUCCUUCGACUCAAAUGUUGUGUUAAGCCCCCAGCGAAAGCCAACACUGCCAGACCAAGGCUCGGGCCCGGGUGCUCGGCCUCUGUCGCCUACAACUGGCCCAGCUGCUGAUGCCGUGCUCGACGGAGGCCGCUUCACGAGCAGUCCGACGUCUGAUCUGGGACGUGCGCCAAGUCCUGAGCUGGUGUCACGACUGCAGUCGCCUGCCUCAGAGUCACAGCCAGGGAACAGCAUCCGCAUGGUCCCGCCAUCGGCACCCGAGCCUGUCAAUCGGGGCAUGAACCACUCCCCGACAUCUGUGCUCACGUCACCGCACUCCCUAGAGGGGGGACGAGCCUCAGCGGUCGGGCCCUCCCGGUCCAUGUCAUCGAAUUCGAGGGCAUCUGCGCUCACAUCACCGUUCUCGAACUCAAACGCCGGGCAUGCUCCGCCUGACGACGCGAAUCUUCUGAAUGAAGCUGGCGCACUCUACUACAUGCAGCUCGAUUCUGGGCCCAGAGCGAGUAAAAUGAAUGUUCCGAGACAACCGACGACAAUCUCGGAGGGUGAAGAUGAGUCUGAGGAGGAAGAUGAUCAGCACAGAUCGCAGAGUAGCCCAGUCAUCAGACAGGCGACGCCAACAGCGUUCCAUCAGUUUUCGAACCAACAAGCAGCCCGAGCGUCGUCGCCGACGACAAGCAGCUUGUCAUCGACCGGCCCCACCAGUCGGAUCGGCAGUAGUUCCGCGCGAGAGACCCUCGGACGUAAGCCAUCGGGAGCACGUGCUCAGGGCACGCCUGCCGCAAGGGGAUAUCGUGGCCCUGACCGUGGGGUUUCUUCCUCCGGACUUCCUUCUCCUUCUCACUUUGCACCCGCACUUGUUUCCCCUCCACUUGCUGAAGAAGACUCUCAGAGCGAACCUAGCAUGCACGAAGACGCGCCUCCGCCUCCACCGCCAGUGCGUUCCAACGAAGACCUGGAUGUGCUGGCUGCGCUGUCGUACCUGGACGUCAAUGAACACGUCGACGAGACGGUCAGCGAGAACCAAAGUCACUCGCCUCCGCCUUCAGCUUCGUUCCCUGAUGCACAGAGACCCACUGCGCCAUUGCGAAUCUCAUCGAGCGGUGCUCCUGGCGAUCGUUCAGCCACUCCUCCGACCGAGUUCAAAUCGUCGUUCGCACCGUCAAGACAAGCUGCAGAACGCAAAGCCAAGCUCGAAGCCCAGCAGGCAGCUCACCAAGCGGCUGCGCAACGGCCUGGUCGGUCUAACGGAAGAAGGAAGUCGCGUAACACCGCAGCUGGCGGCUGGGGUGAUAGUAGUGAAGAGGAGGAAGAGGAAGAGGAAGAUGAUGAUGACGACGCAGAUUCUGAUGUCGAGCCCUCUCCGAUUCACAGGCAGCCGUCGCCUGGUCUUGCUUCAAUGGCACGGCCCAUGCAGGACGACUCUCAGGCCUAUUCGCACCUGCGACCACCCCGGACUUUGCCACAGAUUCCUCCACGGAUGGAAGGUGAAGGCAUGCAGCGACGUGUUCCAUCAGAGCAGUUUUCCGAGGCAGGCCGGCGCACUUUCUUCGAUGACGGCACGCAACUUCGCACGCAGAAUGAGAUGCCGCAACCCGGAGCGGCCCGGCAGACGGUGUGGAGUCAGGUCCUCGACCCGGGCAGACAAGCAGGAGCACAACCGCCAGGGACCCAGCCACGCAGCGAUGCGUUCGUUCAGCUUGAGGAAAACAAAAUGACGAAGGCGUUUACACCGCAGGGACUUCUUUCUGCCGGCAUGCAAGAUAGGGAGGAUCGUUCGGCCAAGCGACAAGAGGAGUUGGCGAGAGAAAGCGGCGCCUCGCUCAUCAACGUGGCGAACAAGCCACCGCCGCCGCAAACGGGCUUACUUGGUGCCAUCACCGCGCACGAACGAGAGCGCAAGCGCGAAGGCGGUGUCGGUGCCGCUCUGACAGAGAGAGAGCGCGAAAAACGGCUCGCGGAGGAUCGGCAACGGCGCUUUGACGAACAGCAGCGGCAGCAAUUCGACCAGAUGCAGCAGACUGGCUCCAUGUACGGUGGCCAGUUCCCGCAGUUCAAUCCGAUGAUGAAUCCGAUGAUGAUGAACCCGAUGAUGAUGAAUCCGAUGAUGACCGGGAUGAAUCCGAUGAUGACUGGGCAGCAGGGGAUGAACCCAAUGAUGACCGGGCAGCAGGGGAUGAACCCAAUGAUGACCGGGCAGCAGGGAAUGAACCCAAUGAUGGGCUACCCAGGCAUGUUCACGCCCCAGCAAAUGUUUGCAGCCCAGCAGGCAGCUGCCCAGGCCUACCAGCAGGCCAUGGUCGCAUUCUCUACGGCUGGGUCGCAAGUCGGAGGCGAUGGCCAAAACAUGGGUGCUCAGCAACAGAAUCCGAUGAUGAGCAUGUACGACCCCCGCAUGUCGAUGAUGGGUAUGCCGAUGAUGGGUGGGCCCAUGGGCAUGCAGAUGACGGGCAUGUCUACCUUCAAUGCUCAAAUGGGUCCAAACGGGACUGGUUCGCCGAUGGAGCAACCACUGACUCCUCCCAAUGCCCUCGCUAACCAGGGCCAAUAUCCGUCGCGCACAAGUUCGCCUGCUCGUGGCUCCCCACAUCGAGGUUCACCGCUCAUUCGGCCAGUGGACGACAACAGUGCUCGUCCAUUGAGCCCUCGGCCACCCACGUAA
Molecule: messenger RNA, 4431 nt
Organism: Mycena citricolor
Lineage: Eukaryota; Fungi; Basidiomycota; Agaricomycetes; Agaricales; Mycenaceae
Source: the annotation of a GenBank genome assembly